This is a messenger RNA of Lithohypha guttulata, 4155 nucleotides long. RefSeq names its product radiation sensitive protein rad9 (gene RAD9). Lineage: Eukaryota; Fungi; Ascomycota; Eurotiomycetes; Chaetothyriales; Trichomeriaceae. The record is from RefSeq and is a predicted model, not a curated record. The coding region runs from base 1 to 4155 and encodes 1384 amino acids. Gene Ontology annotation, cellular component: nucleus. Gene Ontology annotation, molecular function: histone binding. The transcript has a single exon. Gene Ontology annotation, biological process: positive regulation of transcription by RNA polymerase II; DNA damage checkpoint signaling.
AUGCUCCUUGAAGAUGCGAGUAUAGAUUUAAACCGCCUGCAGUCGCAGUUGUUACGCGACAGUAAUCCAGCUCGUAUCGCAGACCCCAGCCAGCCUGCACUAAUAACGCAAUCCCGCCAUCAUCUAGCCAAGUCGGUCGACUUCAUUCAGUCUGCCGCGUCUGACUCGAUCGCGAAAACGAAUCAUGAAGAAUUUGGACCUACGCGACCCAGUCAAGCUCGACUUGCAGUCAGCUUCGGCACCACAUCGAAUAAUGGCACUGAAGAUGGCCAGCCAGGAGACGAAACGCGUCACCCUUUCGCCCACUUGAACCAUGACAGUAGUUCUCUGGCAUGUCUGCCAAGCACUGUACCAGAAACUCUCGAACAGCCGAUUGGGGACCACGAAUCUAAGACGGAUACUAUACCCAUGGAUUACGAGGUCCCAGAAACCGCAUCCGACAUUCGAAACACGCAAGGCAGCGAUGACGGAACGCAGGAGAUUUCGGAUACAGGAGUGCAGGAAUACCAAAAAAGUAUUAGAGAGACUGCCUUUGAGCGACAUCGCGAGCUUGUUGAGGAGCAGGAAGAGUUGCAGCGAAUACAGCGUCAGAAGCAGAAGGAGGCUGAAGAGCUUGGUGAAGAACUACAAGAGUUGCAAGACAUACAGAGUCGUGAAAAGCCACGAGUGCUUGACGAGGACUCAGAAGAGCUUCCAGACACUUGUCCAGAAGAAGAGUUGGACGUGCUCGAUCUUGCCUCUAGUAUGGUCGUGCCAGGCCCCAAGGAUGGCUCUCUAUCACCAAGUCAAUCGCAAGCACCCCUAACCCAAUUUCCGGAGUCACAGCGCUUUAAGACUCCAGCAACUGCUGGCAAAAAGAGAGAUCAUGCAAGCGACGUUGCUGAACCACCGCCUACCGAAUCGAAGAAUCCUUUCGGACGCAAUGCACAGAGAAGUGCUCCUGUUAUUGGCCUCAGCCAGCUCUUCGCCAACACUCAAGCUAUAUCUUCACCACUGACGCCUGUCCCCACGUCUGCUCUGCCUUCUGACAGACCUUCUCCUGGUCUAGAACUCGGCCGCCGUUUUCACGAUACAACCUCGUCCCCAAUGCAACUCCUGUCGGAGGUCAAAAGAGCUAAAAGCGAGCCGCAGUCAAUCUACAUAACAAUGAGUCAAUCUCAAGAUCGUCGCGAAGCUGCGGCUGCUGCUAGGAGAGCAGCCGAAGUUGGUGACGCUCAGGAAAGUGACGAUUCUGAUAUGGAGCCAGAUAGCAUGAUGCGCCGUCACAUUGCAACUCGGAUGAGGGAGAGGAACGCAUUACAGGCACUGGGAGCUGCUGACAGAGCACUGUCUAGCCCUGUUCAACGAAGACAAGAAUUUGGGAGACCGUCCAUGCAUCAGUCGAGUUCCCGAAGCCUCUCUAGCAGCCCACCUCGGCUUAAUGUACCUAAGGACAGGAACGAUUUGCACCAAGCCGAUGAAGGGCCAGAGACAGAGCUUGAUGUGUCGCCGGAGUUCGGUGAUGAGGGUGACAAUGGGGCUGGAGUAGCAUCCCAACCGCCACAACUUUGGACUGUACGCCGAGCCUUGCAUCCUACUUUCAUUCCUGACACAACCAAGAGACUGGGCAAAGACCUAGAUGCAUUCUCUAACACACAACCAAGUCCUACAGCGCGCCAAACUCGAGGUAGAAAGCCAAUGGAAGCACCUGAUGUGGAUAGCUCUGCCUCUGUUCGAAUCAAGAACUCGCAACGAUCUCGGCCGUCAACUCAAGACGUGUCCAAGAAAUUGACGGUGAAAAGUUCUGGUGAAUCUGUCGAUGUGGUACCUGCCUCACCCGAAGAUCAGCUUGUAGCUACCCAACCAUCGGAUCCAGCACGGCUGCAGGAUUUAGUGUCCGAGGCAACUGCUCACAACGACGUAAUAAUCAGGGAUUUGAACCAGGAUGAGGUUAUCCACGCUCGAGUCCUUGCUUUCAACAGCUCCCACGAAGAUCCAGCACUAUUACCCGAGUCUACGGUGUUGCGACAGCACGAUAUGGGACAACAAGAUAGUCACUAUUCGACUGCUCACACCAAACAACCACCAGCAAGUCAGAGAGAGGCAGAGAGCAGUCAGCCGAUACAGACAGGGCAGCGAAAACGAAAGAGGAUGGACGAGAUAUCCCAAGAUGACGCUAUGCCGCCUCCUACGCAGAACAGCAAUUUUGAUUUCAUGGCCUUGGAUCAGGACGCGGAAGUUGCCCAAGCUGUUGCUCCGUCUCCUGACGAAGAACCUGUGCCAUCACGGAAACGACUUCGGUACACGGAACCAGGAAGCACGCCGCAACAGUCUCCCAGUUACACAAGAUCUUCAGGUAUAGGUACAAAUGCUGAGAAGGAGUCGCCGGAACAUUACACUAGGAAUAGGGAUGCUAAUUUUGAGGUCUUCGACCUUCCAGCACUCACACCGGAAGCGCCUCCGCCAGUGGUCAAGUCCAAUACUCCAGUGAAGAGAAGUAUCCGAAAGUCUACCUGGGAUAUAGGCGAGUCUCCAAAGUCUCAUUUUGUGUCCAAACCACCACAAUCGCACACUCAACCUGAUCGAGAUGUGCCCCAACACAAGGAGGUCCAACGAGCACGGGGCAAGGUCUCCAAGAAGCAGCGGAAGACUCCUUUAACAAUGCCACACAUGCACGACACAAGCUCUGUGCUGCAAUCGACAGAGGCGACAUCAACUAUUCAGUCAACUCGUCAACCUAGUGCGCCAGCUGCACAGGAAUAUAUAGACCGGGUACUGGCUCCUCAGAUGGUAUUUGCCUACUAUUUUGGAGCCACGAGGAGCUAUUAUCCAGCACAAUGCCUGGGAACAUCGGCAGAUUCGCAAACUUACAAGAUCCAGUGGCCCGGCUAUGACCCCGAAGACAUGCCUAAACAUAAAAUCUGCUCACUGGAUUUGAGGAUUGGCGACGAGGUGAAAGUUGACCUUGAGCAAUUUCCGCGAGGGGCAUGUAUAGUUCGCGCAUUCUGUACAAGGGAUGCGACGAGGCAGAACAAUGCGAUCACCGAUAUCUACGGCCAUACUCAUGUUGUGGUCGAGCCCAAGGACUCGAAGGUAAAAGUGCCGAAAAGGUUUAAAAAGGAUGAGGGAAUUUCGAUUGGUAAUGUCUACAUCGGACUUGCGACCUGGAACCGAAUGCUCAAACGGACUUUCGCAUACCAACGAGCAACCACCACAACCACUUACGUCGCUCCAGAAGUAUCUACGCCACCAAUCCGAGCCUCAACGCCUGCAACGCCCUCCUCACGUGGCCGAAAAUCAGUCAAAUUCGAGGUGACCGAGGACAUCUCAGCACCUUAUAAAGACGGCAUAUUCUCAGGGAUGGCCUUUGCGCUUUCCUACUCGGACGACGACUCCAGCCGCCAACACAUCACGUCCUUGAUACAUGAGAAUGGAGGUACAAUCUUACAAGGGUCCUUCCGUGAUCUAGUCGAUGAAGGACUGAAACUCAAGCUUCGCUUUCAUUCCUGCGGAUUUACUGCUCUGCUCACGGAUCGACAUUCGCGAAGGCAAAAGUACAUGGAGGCAUUAGCGUUUGGCUUGCCCUGUCUUAGUGGCAAAUGGGUAGAAGCAUCAAUCAAGAACGGCCAACUGGCAGACUGGCAAGAUUAUCUGUUGCCAGCAGGAGAGAGCGUGGAACUUGAUGGAGCAGUCAAAUCCCGACAACUCCAAUCUAGAGCCUAUGAGCAAUUUCAGCUCCACGAAGUACUGGCAACAAGGAGGAAGUUCUUCGAAGCGUGUACCGUCGUCUUCGUCACGGGAAAAGGCAAGAUCGAUGAAACGAGAGCAAGCUACCUACUCUUUGUGCAGAUCCUGGGCGCGGACAACGUGGUGAAGGUGGCAGACUUGACUGCAGCUAAGGAGAAGUUGCUAGCAUUAGGUGACGAACCAGGGGGAGAAAUGCCUACGAUAUGGCUAAUGGUUGCCGACAGAGAAAGGGAAGCUGCCAGGAACCUUGCCAAGAGUCUCAGAGUGCCUAAGUCCACGAACAAUGAUGCUUCAAGCAAUAGGAGGAGAGGCACAGGUGACGUGCAAGAGCCAGCCACCGCACACUCACGGAUACAUGUCGCGGACAAAGAGUUCGUGAUACAAAGUCUGAUUAUGGGCCGAUUGUCGAGUAGAGAAACCUAUGAAUAG